GCCCUUUGUGAUCCGCGGGGUAUGUUUGAAUCGAAAACGAAAAGAACUGACUUGUUCUCUGAUGUCUUGGAAUUGUUUCGCUCCGAGAAGAAACAUUGUAACACUUGUAACGUCUCUCCCUGGCAACGGAAUCGUCUGAGAUUGUAACGCGUGCUUCUAUCAGUGCUCUACGAAGGAGUAAGCUGGAUCAAACAGUUGUUUAACUUUAUGCAAGUUUUAAACUCUCUGCGGUGGAUUGCAUUCUCUAGGCAUGGACGUGUCGGUGUAUUUAUGGGUUUUGUCGCUGUACGCGUGUCUUGUGUAUGGUAAGCCCACUAUUAGGAAAGAAAGGGUCCACCAUGAACCUGAAUUGAGCAGACAACCCCACGAAGAUAACCAGAGCUAUCAGUACGAUCAUGAGGCCUUUUUGGGCAAAGAGGAGGCCACCACAUUUGAUCAACUCACCCCAGAGGAAAGCAAAGCCAGAUUAGGGAAAAUAGUUGAUCGGAUUGACAGCAAUGGUGAUGGAUAUAUCACUAUGGAUGAACUCAAGGCCUGGAUCAAGAGAGUACAGAAGCGUUACGUCUACGAGAACGUUGCAAAGGUCUGGUCUGACUACGACCUGAACAAGGACAAUAAGAUCUCAUGGGAGGAAUAUAAGCAAGCAACCUACGGUUACUAUCUAGCUAAUCCAGAAGAGUUUGAAGAUGCAACUGACCAGUUCAGCUUUAAGAAGAUGCUUCCACGAGAUGAGCGCAGGUUUAAGGCUGCAGAUCUAAAUGGCGACUUGGCCGCAGAGCGAGAGGAGUUCACUGCUUUCCUCCACCCAGAGGAGUUUGAUCACAUGAGGGAUAUUGUGGUCCUUGAAACUCUGGAGGACAUUGACAAGAAUGGAGAUGGGCAUGUAGAUGAGGACGAAUACAUUGCGGACAUGUUUGCUCAUGAAGAUGGCGGUCCAGAACCAGACUGGGUUAGGACUGAGAGAGAUCAGUUUUCUGAUUUUAGAGAUCUUAAUAAAGAUGGGAAGAUGGACCUAGAGGAGGUUCGCCACUGGAUCCUCCCACAGGACUAUGACCAUGCACAGGCAGAGGCCAGACAUUUGGUGUAUGAGUCAGACACAGACAAGGACCAGAUGCUUACCAAAGAAGAGAUUCUUGAGAACUGGAACAUGUUCGUAGGCAGCCAGGCCACCAACUACGGCGAAGACCUCACUAAGAACCAUGAUGAGCUAUGAGCCCAAGUAAAAGGUCUGGAACUCUGCUGGACAUUGUGACCGCAGGCAUCCUGACCUGAAACUCUAUGGCAACCAUUCCUUUCCUUGGGAAGAAAAACAGAAGCCAUGCCACUGAUUGACUGAUCUAUUGCAGCUCUACCUCACAGAACAGACAUAGAGGAAUCAUUGCUAUUGAGAGUCUUAAAUAUAAAUGGCCAUGGUCCCAAAUGCAAACUUACGGCUUUCUCCUGCACUCUAUGUUCUUUUUGUGGGAUGCCAAAGGACUAUUCUGGUCUAGACUGAAUGAGCUGCUACAGAUUACUUCAGCUGAAGCUAAGCCUUUUAACUCGUACGUUUUCAUUUUUUUAAAGCAGUCAUUGGAUGAAGCCAGUACUUGUACAAGUUGUUCCUGUUUUUGUCUGGUGUCAUUAUAUUGUAACAAACAAGAAAAUACUAAUUCUAUUUAUUUAGGAUUUUAAUUAACAUGUCUUAAUUCUACAAUGCUGUUAUUGCAGCAAGUCAGUGUUGUUAUACAGUUAUUAGAUGUGUUUAUAUGUGUAAUUUCACUACACUGUAGAAACAUCUACAUUGUAGGUAAUCAUAUACAUUUUCCCAGAGCUGGACAGUAAUGACUCUUACUUUUGUUUUUGACAGACCGUGCUUGAUACACAGCUGCCUCAGAUGCUUCUUUUAAAGGAAUAGUUCACCCAAAAAUUCUCUCAUCAUUUUCUUACCCUCAUGAUAUCCCAGAUGUGUAUAAAUUUCUUUCUUCACGAGAACACAUUUUAAGAAAAUUAGAAAAAAUGAGUAGGUCCUUGAAAUGUGGAUGGUGAUUCGACUUUUGAAGCUCCAAAAAUCACAGACAGUCAGCAUAAACGUCAUUCAUACGAGUCCAGCUGUUGAAUUAAUGUUUUCUAAAGUGAUACGAUCACUUUUGGUGCAAAAAAGAUCAAUAUGCAAGUACUUUUUUAACUCUAAAUCAUCGCUUCCAGUCAGCAGUGGUAAGCACAUGUGACGUGAUCGCAUUGGCACGUAAAACACGUGAGAACUGGGGCAAAUGCGACACAUGGAAGAGCAGCUCUGUUUACAACUGAGCAGGAUGAGCGUUGUACAGAAGCAUCGUUGGUUUUGGUUUAGAACUGUAUUUAUCUGUUUCUUUACUCACAAUGGUGCGUUUGUGUGCUUAUUCUGGAUGUCUCAACCAAGAGUAUAACAUGACAUUUCAUCCAUAACAUGGCAACGCGAAUACAUCACACGAGAGACCGUGUGAUCUCCACCCUCUCGUGAAGUUUACCAGAAGCAUUGGAUAAUAGUUAAAUAGUACUUAAAUAUUGAUCUUUUUUCGCACCAAAAGUGAUCGUAUCACUUUAGAAGACAUUAAUUGAACUGCUGGAGUCGUAUGGAUGACAUUUUUGCUGACUGUUUGUGAUUUUUGGAGCUUCAAAAGUCAAAUCACCAUCCACUUGCACUUUAAGGACCUACAGAGCUGUGGUGUUAUUCUAUUUUUCUUCAAAUGUGUUCUGCUGAAGAAAGAAAUUCAUACACACCUGCGAUUUCAUGAUUGUGAGAAAAUUAAAGAAUUUUCAUUUUGGGUGAACUAUCCCUUUAAUUAACUUUUUAUGUCUUUUGAAUUUUGCAUGUGUAGUUUAUUUUUGUCUAAUGUCUGGUAAAUUUCCAAAAAGAAAGGUUGCAUUUGGUUGGUGAUUAUGGAAGAUUUUUUACCCCUGUUCCAAGCAGUUUCAACAUGAAAUAUCCCUAGCGUCUCUUCAAAAUCUGUUCAUUGCUGUACAUUUGUACAUUGCUAAAAUUUGGACCUGUUUGUCUUCAAGUGUUCUAAAUCUGUAGAGGCUUGUACAUCCAGGGUUUUGAUCUUGAUCCUGGUGUCAGUUCUUAAUCUGAACCAAUAGCAGUGAUGCCCCUUUUAGGUUUCUUAUGUAUAGUCGUACCUGAGAUACCAAGUCACUUUAACGUGAUAAUCAUUCUGAAGUGUUGAGGAAUACAAAGCAUCUUUAUCUGCUGGCAUGAUUGUGAUGUUUGGUUCCAACCGAUGAAGCUUCUCAGAUGAGGGUCUUAAAGAUUAGAGUAUUAAAAAUGUCUUUAAUAAAUUGAUAGUCUAGUCUUAGAUCAGCCAUUCAACAAUGACUCUGACGAUACAAACUUUCCUAGUCUUCAUUUUUAUGUACUAAACUAAUACAGUAUGGUAGAUCAUACUAUAAAAUUUCACUACGGCCUUGUUUUUUCCUCUCCACAGAGGACUGCAUGAGUAUAUUUUUCUUUUUUGUAAUUGUGGUUUUAAAUUCUGAAAUGCUUUUAUUUUAAUUUGUUGAAUUUAUGGAAUUAAAUGGCAUCAUAUUGUGAUAAACUUGUAGGAGAAAGGAGGUGAAAUGGGGAUAUUUAAUUGUCUUCCAACAGAAUGCAACAGCGUUUUCAUUUAAGCCAGUGUUCCGCUUUGGUUACUUAAAAAGUCUUUCAUGAAACUUUUAAAAUUGUCAUUUUUUUAUUUUAUUUUUUUAGAUUGUUUGUUUCAUAAAUAGUAUAAAUCAGUCAAAUUUAAUUGUAAUAAAAGAAAAUGGAAUUCUGUUUAAAAAUAGAUUUCCACGCAUGCUUCGGGACUUCAGUGCUCACUAGAGAUGCUGCAGAUGGAGACUGGUGGUUAAUAGAAACUACGUUGACAUUUCUAAAUGGAAACUAAACAGUCAGACCUGUACCAAAUGUUAAGGUCCCAUUGCCACAUUGGAGUGUGUUCAUCGCAGCUGUUGACCAUUGUUAUUUGUUGGCCCCUUGCCUGAUGUGGUUCUAAUUGGUUAAUUACACAUUAAAGAUGACCAGGCACUGAUUAUGUGCCAGAUGUGUAAA
Myxocyprinus asiaticus (Chinese sucker) is the source of this 4048-nucleotide messenger RNA. Its product is annotated as reticulocalbin-1-like. Lineage: Eukaryota; Metazoa; Chordata; Actinopteri; Cypriniformes; Catostomidae. The record is from RefSeq and is a predicted model, not a curated record. The coding region runs from base 251 to 1213 and encodes 320 amino acids. Gene Ontology annotation, cellular component: endoplasmic reticulum. The transcript is spliced from 6 exons. Gene Ontology annotation, molecular function: calcium ion binding.